AUGCACUUCUAUUUCCAUACCUGUUGUUCUCCACCUGCAGGUGCAAAGGUGACGUCCACGGACCUGCCGGAUGUCCUGGGUAAUCUGAGACACAACGUGAACCGUAACACCAGAGGACUCUGCAGACACGAGCCGCUUGUGACCGAGCUCAGCUGGGGGCAACAGCUGGAGGAGCGAUUCCCGCGCAACACCUGCCACUACGACUACAUCAUGGCCGCAGACGUGGUGUACGCGCAUCCGUACCUGCAGCAGCUGAUGGAGACCUUCAUGCACCUGUGUUCAGACCACACCGUCAUCCUGUGGGCCAUGAGGUUCCGUCUGGAUCCGGAGAACAGCUUCGUGGACACAUUUAAGAAGCACUUUCACCUGGAGGAACUUUACAACCUGCCCAGCCUGCGGAUAAAGCUGUACCGCGCACAGAAACGACGCGUUUGACCUGAAGAACUGUAACUAAAAUAUAUUACAGGGUGGGUUAGGAUAAGAUAAUUAAUUAACCACGAUUCAUUUCGUGAUUCCAGAAGUUUCAAGAACUGCUGAUGUCUAAAAUAAAAACAACAGUUACUGAGGAGAAAAAUAAAUACAGUUUCAGUAUCUGCUCUGCAGUGAAUGGGUGCCGUCAGAAUGAGAGUCCAAACAGCUGAUAAAAACAUCACAA
Messenger RNA from Cyprinus carpio (common carp), 655 nucleotides. RefSeq names its product protein-lysine methyltransferase METTL21E-like. The transcript has 2 exons. The coding region runs from base 1 to 435 and encodes 144 amino acids. The record is from RefSeq and is a predicted model, not a curated record. Lineage: Eukaryota; Metazoa; Chordata; Actinopteri; Cypriniformes; Cyprinidae. Gene Ontology annotation, molecular function: protein-lysine N-methyltransferase activity. Gene Ontology annotation, cellular component: cytosol; cytoplasm. Gene Ontology annotation, biological process: peptidyl-lysine methylation.